AUGGCUGAAGUCACCAUCGACCAGUCUAAGCUGCCGGGAGUCAAGGAAGUGUGCCGAGAUUUUGCUGUCCUGGAGGACCACACCUUGGCCCACAGCCUGCAGGAACAAGAGAUUGAGCAUCAUUUGGCAUCGAAUGUUCAACGGAACCGUUUGGUCCAGCAUGAUCUGCAGGUGGCUAAGCAGCUUCAAGAGGAAGAUCUGAAAGCCCAGGCUCAGCUGCAGAAGCGCUAUAAAGACCUCGAACAGCAAGACUGUGAAAUUGCUCAGGAGAUUCAGGAGAAGCUGGCUAUUGAGGCAGAGAGACGACGCAUCCAGGAGAAGAAGGAUGAGGACAUUGCUCGACUCUUGCAAGAAAAGGAGUUACAGGAAGAGAAAAAGCGAAAGAAACACUUUCCAGAGUCUUCUGGAGUCAGUGCUUAUGGUGAUAGUUACUAUUAUGAAGAUGGAGACCAGCCUCGGUCAAGGAGGGCAAGGGAGUUGGGUUCUGGAAGCUCACGGCCUUGUAGACUCCAACAUGAGGAAAAGACUGUGAAGCACCGGAGGGAGAGGUCCAGACAUCCACAGGAGAACUUGACAGAACCGGAAGAGCACUGUUCGUCAGAGAAACCUCUGUCAUCUUCUAGCUCGGGUCAAGUGAGGGACGAUCCCCAAGUUAACACUGAGCCUGAAAGAAAACGCUGUGGCCACGAGAGGCUCCGGAGACCUCCCCUCCCCAAGAUCAGCGGUGAGGUGCUUCUGAGCACCGAAUCGGAUGACUGGGAGGCUCGCUCUAGCCAUCGAACUCGGAACUGGGAAAAACAGUUCAGACAGCAAGACCAGCUCUCUCCCAAAACCUCACGGAAAGCGGGUCUUCCCUGCAAGGAAGCCAUUUAUAGGAGGGAUCAUGGGCAAGGUGAGCACAGAGAGAGGAAACGCAGGCCCCGGACUCCUCCCUUCUCAGAGAGUGAGGAGCAGCUCCAGCUCCACGACACAGGAAUGAAGCCCAGAGUGAUGAAAGAAGCAGUUUCUACUCCAUCACGAGUGACCCACAGAGAUCAGGAAUGGUAUGAUGCUGAAAUUGCCAGAAAACUUCAAGAAGAAGAAAUCUUGGCUACCCAGGUGGACAUGAGAGCAGCUCAGGUUGCCCAAGAUGAGGAAAUCGCUAGACUUCUAAUGGCUGAAGAAAAGAAAGCUUACAAGAAAGCCAGGGAGAGGGAGAAAUCAUCUUUGGACAAAAGAAAGCAUGACCCUGAAUGGAAGCCCAAAACAGCUAAAUCAGCACACUCAAAGUCAAAAGAGAGUGAUGAACCUCACCGUUCUAAGAACGACAGACCUGCACGGCCACCACCACCUGCCAUGACAGAUGCUGAGGGUUUGGAUUACACUCCUUCUGGAAACCAGCAUAACUCCACACGUCACUGCUCAAAGUCAGAGUCUUCUCAUAAAGGUUUCCAUUAUAAACCGUAA
Molecule: messenger RNA, 1446 nt
Organism: Rangifer tarandus platyrhynchus (Svalbard reindeer)
Lineage: Eukaryota; Metazoa; Chordata; Mammalia; Artiodactyla; Cervidae
Source: the annotation of a GenBank genome assembly